GGCUGUGAAUUUGGAUUUUUUGAGAUGUCAAAUAAAUGCAGAAUGCAAAUAAUAAUAUAGAUAGAGAGAGUGUGUAAAAAGAAGACCGAGAAGUGAUGAAAAGGGGGACUGAUAAGAAAGGAGUGGGUUUGAAUGUAUUAAGUUGAAAACAAUAUUGUGACGUGUUAAUAAUUUCCAAUCCAAUAAUAUAUGUUUUUCAAUUUUAGGCUAUUAAUAGGGUAAACCUUUUUGUUUUUAAAGUAUUAAAGGAUUCUAUAUUUGGUUGAGUAAAUAGGCCUACUUGUAGUGCUGUAAAAGAAAUAUCAAUUAUGUUCAAGAAAUUGAAAGAUAAGAUAGCUGAAGAGGUGAAACAAUCUCCGUUAAAAUCAGUACAACAACUCGCAAGUGCAGUAGUUUCGCCCUCCAGCAGCUCAGUGUUUGAACCUUCUUCGAAUGAUCACUUCUGCAUUGAUGAUGACGACGAAGAUAAUCAAGAUACGCCAAAGAAUUCGCCGGCCAAAGCUGGUGGGUUCACCACGGUGAACCUGCAUGGACAAACGUCAUCAGUGGCCUCUCUGGAUGCGUCCUUCUCGCACGACACCAGCACUCGCUCCCGCAAGUCGUCCGUCAGCUCAGUGACCAGUGAUGCCUCGUCGUUCUUCCCACGCUAUGAACCGUCAUCCAACAGUUUUCAUCUGCAAUCGGAUCUGGAGUCAGCCAGUGAAGUGGAAGAUUCACUCAAUGUACAACUUGACCGAGUUAGCAAAGAAAAUCUGUAUGAAGCCUAUCGUAAGCUGCGAAUGCGCUAUAACAAGUAUAAGGGCAGAUUCGUAGACUUGGCAGAGCAUUAUCGACGGCUCGAAAAGGAAAACACCAAAUGCAAGAACAUCCUAUUAGAUACUCAAGAUAAAGCGUUGAGGAGAUUCAGUGAGCUGCGGGAGCAGUGUGCGCUCGAGCAAGAAGCCAAAGCUCAUUUGGAAGAGGCUCUGCGAAGUGAUCUGGAAGAGAAGGAUCACUUGAUACGAACUCUCAACACAAAGAUUGAACUAUUAAAAAAAGGAGAUGAGCUGGAGAAACCUGCAACGCAAGAUAAAAAUCUUAUGGAUUUUUCAAACCCACCCAGCGAUGACAGUAAAGCUCUUGAAGAAAGAGUAAAGAACUUGGAAUUGAUGUUGGAGGAAAGUAAAGCAUCCAUAUUGGAAAAGAACGAGAUCAUUGGCAAACAUCAGAAUGAAUUAGCAUCUACUAAGAACCUCUAUUCUCAGAAGCUGUCGUCAUUAACUAAAGAUUUGAACGAUGCCAAGGAGCAAAUCGAGCAACUGCAAAGUACGGUGUCGUCAAUGAAAAAGAGGGAAGAGGAAUCGACGCUCUCUCUUGCCGAAAACAAGUUGACAGUGCACAAGGAAUUGGAAAUGAGGGACGAGCAGCUGAAGCGCUACAAGACUAGUGUGGAGGACCUAACAAAAGAGAGAGACGACCUGAAUAGUAGAGUAAAUCAGCUGCAAAACGAACUUAGUGCCUUGAAUGGAAGCAAUCGCGUCAUCGAUGAGGAGAAGACAGAUCUUCAGGUACGAAUAUUUCUCAAUUAGAAUAAAUCUAUCCAGCAUAUACU
This is a messenger RNA of Nilaparvata lugens (brown planthopper), 1591 nucleotides long. Its product is annotated as golgin subfamily A member 4-like. Lineage: Eukaryota; Metazoa; Arthropoda; Insecta; Hemiptera; Delphacidae. The coding region runs from base 309 to 1568 and encodes 419 amino acids. The record is from RefSeq and is a predicted model, not a curated record. Gene Ontology annotation, cellular component: Golgi apparatus. The transcript has 9 exons. Gene Ontology annotation, molecular function: small GTPase binding. Gene Ontology annotation, biological process: Golgi vesicle transport.